AUGGCUCUCUCUUCCAAAUUCGUAAUCAAUGGAUCACUCAAUUAUGCAUGGUUAUGCAGAGGAUUCGUCUCUGCCACCGCGCCAUCUCACAAAGCUAAAAUCGAUAAAGACACGUGCGAAAAGAUCAUAGAAACGGCCAAAACGUUAAAAGAAGGGUCCAAAGAUGUGGUUAAGGAAGUCAAGCGCGUCGGCGAAGCUAUCACCGGAAAGGUCACCAAUGCUACCGGAAAUAUGGUGGCGGAUGCGGCCAAGAAGGGGUUCGAGCGCGCAGCGGAGACGGCGGAGACUAAAAAAGGCAAAGAUUUGUUAGAUACCGGUAAAGUUGCCGCCGAAGCUGUACAGGAAAAUGUCGAAAAGAAGGAUAAAUGAAAACACAAAUAAUGCAUAUUUUAUGAUAUGAUAAACAGACUAGUUGGAUUGGAUAUCAUGUGAUUUGGAUG
Molecule: messenger RNA, 440 nt
Organism: Salvia splendens (bonfire salvia)
Lineage: Eukaryota; Viridiplantae; Streptophyta; Magnoliopsida; Lamiales; Lamiaceae
Exons: 3
Coding region: 1-369 (122 amino acids)
Source: RefSeq, a predicted model, not a curated record